Juglans regia (Persian walnut) is the source of this 999-nucleotide messenger RNA. RefSeq lists its product as uncharacterized. The transcript is spliced from 3 exons. Bases 1 to 999 code for a protein of 332 amino acids. The record is from RefSeq and is a predicted model, not a curated record. Lineage: Eukaryota; Viridiplantae; Streptophyta; Magnoliopsida; Fagales; Juglandaceae.
AUGGGCGCCAUAAUGCUUUCAGUUACGGCAGGGCAAGGCACCCACACGGUCACAAGCAUGAUGGACUUCCUAGUGGUCAAGGCUCUAUCAUCCUAUAAUGCUAUAUUAGGGCGUCCAACCUUCAACAACUUAAAGGUGGUAACCUCCACUUACCACUUUAAAAUGAAGUUCCCAAUAGAAGCGGGAGUCAGCGAACCUCGAGGCGAGCAGAUAUUGGCGCGAGAGUGUUAUGUCCAGAAGUUGAAGGCGAGGGCACCGAUAGUUUGUUUGGUGAGUAACUCAGGGGAGCAACCGCCACCACCACCUUGGGUAGAAGAGGAACAGGACAUAAAAGCCAGGGACGAGAGUAAUCUACUGCAGGCCAAGGCCAACGAGCCGCUGGAGAUUGUAAAGUUGCAUCCAGAACGCCCAACUGCCACCACAAGGGUCGGUACAAAGCUUCCACCGAAAUACCAAGAGGCCCUAAAACAAUUGAUAAUUGAACACAUAGAUGUGUUCACCUGGAGCUAUGAAGACAUGCCAAGGAUUGACAAUAAGAUCAUAGAGCACAGGCUCUGCGUCAAUCUAGAGGCCAAAAAAGUACUGCAGAAAAGGAGGUCGUUCGGCACAAAAAAAUGCAUGGCCAUAGCUAAAGAGAUCGAUAGGCUUUUAGCGGCGCGUUUCAUAAGAGAGGCGCACUACCCUGAAUGGCUCUUCAAUGUAGUGCUCAUAAAAAAGCCAAUGAUCAGGAUGAAUAAGACAGAUGAGGAGAAGACGAUGUUCAUAACUAGUAGAGGACUCUACUGCUACCGAGUGAUGCCUUUCGGAUUGAAGAACUCUGGGGCAACAUACCAAAGGGAAUCCUUCGUAGUAUUAUGCGAGUAUAAGAUGAAGCUGAAUCCAGCUAAGUACGCGUUCGGGGUUAACUCGGGCAAAUUCCUCGGCUUCAUAGUCUCGAGGAGGGGAAUUGAAGCCAACACUGAGAAGAUAGAAGCAAUCUUACACAUGGCACCGCCAUGA